This is a messenger RNA of Anopheles arabiensis, 3289 nucleotides long. Its product is annotated as hormone receptor 4-like. The record is from RefSeq and is a predicted model, not a curated record. NCBI's taxonomy places the organism in Eukaryota, Metazoa, Arthropoda, Insecta, Diptera, Culicidae. The coding region runs from base 306 to 2177 and encodes 623 amino acids. The transcript is spliced from 3 exons.
CUUGGAAAAUAUUUUCUGUUUGUUUAGGUGGGCACGGGUGCGCUGCUGCUGGGUGGUCUUUUUUCCGUGUGCAGGAAUUUCGAGGAAAAGCAUCGACUCAGCGAUCGAGAGGGGGAAAAACGGUACCCGCCUGCAUUUUCUCAGCUCUGACUCGAUGGUGGGAUAAAACGGAAAACAGUUGUUCUCACUGCCAGAAAGAUUACACUGGCUUCCGAAACAAUCCCAACCGUGCUUUUGGCAACCAUGUCGCUGGUCGUUUGAGCUUGCCUCUGCACUGUACUGGCCAACUAGCAACCCGCACACAAAUGGAUUUCUCUGAAGCGCUUAAAAUUCCUAUUGGAAAAUCACACGCCCCACUGCCUGGGGGUGGCAUCGUGAAUGGUGGAGCUCCGGGCAGCAGUGCCGGUGGGGGUGGUGUUGGUGGCGGCGGCGGCGGUGGUGCUGGCAGUGUACACCUUCCGGACCAGCAGGGAGCAGGGUACGUGACGGAGAAGCUGUACAUGCUGCUCCAGCUCUACCUGCAGAACAAGGGCUGGAACCCGUCGGUCGAGCUGCUGCAGUGCUUUGCCGAGCUGAAGGACACGCCGGUGCUGCCCAGCGCGGCCUACCUGCAGGCGCUGGCGAGCCGCGUCGCGCUGGACAACCAGGGCCGGCUGGUACUGCGCGAGUCCGGCAAGAUCGUGCUGCCGUACGAGCACUUCGCGAACGCGGUCAUGCUGAAGCACAUGUCCGGGCCGCACGGGCUGCACCUGAGCAUCGAGGCGACGGUCCGGGCCGUGAUGGACUCGUACACGAUCGGGCGCGACUGCUUCGGGAUGGAGAAGGAGUUCAUCGUCGAGGUGGUCCAGUCCUGCCCGAGCCCGGCCUGCCGCUACUACAAGGGCCAGCUGGGCGUCGGGUCGUACAUCGAUCCGAGCGCGUUCGGCGCCACUAGCGGCGCCACUGCCAGCUCGAGCGGUGCCGGAGCGGGCGGUGGAGGAGGAGCAGGAGGAGGAGGAGGAGGAGGUGGUGGAGUAGCACCACAGCCAACGCUAGCACCGCCGCCACCGCCGCCAGCGCCCGGGCACCUGAGCUCGGCGGAGUAUUUGACGCAUCUUCAGCAGCAGCUCGGCCAGCAGAGUGCCGGUCUGUUCGAGCUGGGAGUGGGCGAGCGCGAUCCGGCCAAGGCGCUGCUCGGGCAGGCGGCGAAGCACGCCAAGGCGACCGCAUCGCCCCAGCACCAGCAGCCGCACAUGAGCGCCGCACUGUUUCAGCAGCAGCAGCAGCAGCAGAGUCGUGCCAUCGUACAGCCGAAAGCUCCGCCACCGUUCGACGGGUUCAGCAAUCUAUCCGCGUUCGACAAGCAGCGGAUGCUGCAGCAUCUCCAGGACAAACAGAAGCAUUUCGAGGCGGGCCACGUGGCACCGUCGCACGUGGUCGGCACGGGCGUGCACGGUGCGUCCGUAAUGAGCAAGCAGCAGCAGCAACAGCAGGCAGCGACACUGCUACAUCAGCACCAAACGCAGGCCCUGCAGUCGUCGGCGGUGCCGCAUCACCAUCUACACCAUCCCUCGCAGCAGCAACAAGCACAACAGCCACCGUCGCAACUACCACCAUCGGUGGUAUCCUCCCAGCAACAGCAGCAGCAGCAACACGCACCCCCACCAACCAUGGUGGCACCACUGAUGCCGCCGAUGAUGAGCCAACCGCAGCAGCAGCAACAGCAACAACAACAGCAACAACAGCAGCAGCAGCAGCAGCUGGCCAUGCAAGCUCACCUGAGCCAGCCACCGCUGCAGACGGUCAACAUGGACACCGGGCACAAGCUGUCCGACUACAUGCGCGGUGCCGUCGAUCCGCACGAGUGCGUGUCGGCGGCCAGCAGCGAGCUGCUCGCGCUGCACAGCGGCGCCUGGAACCAGGACCGGGGCGCCGGCGACGGUGCCGCCAUCAGCCAGGACAAGAUCAUACGCGCGUUCAGCGAGCUGAUGCGCAACAUCGCCAAGAUGAAGACGUUCAUCCGGCCGAGCAUGUGCAAACCGUACGGCAAGCAGUCGGAAAGCUUGCAGAAAACACUGUUCGACACCAUACAGCUGCUGCAGAUGCUGCGCAACUGUCUGCCGGCACCACACAUACCCGUCUCCUCCUGGAAGGGUACCGAUGGGACAGGCGGCGGUGCCGAGACGGCAUUGAACUGAAGCGCAGAAGGACGAGCCUGCCCCUCCCUCCCCACCCAAAACCACCACCUUCUCAUUAUAAAUGUUUAAGCCAUAACUUCACUAGAGUAGCGGUUAGAAGAAGAAAAAAAAACCUUAAAGAAACUGCUUAACACGGCCACAGGGCUACAGGUUGAUGCUGUUAAAGGGUACGGAAAGCUCAAAAGGUGACCCAUUUUUAUGGUGGCCUCUCACUCUCUCUCUCGAAGAGCUAGAAGUAAUUUAAAUUCGCCAAAAUUCAAAACGCGCGCACAAACGUUUGUGAACAGCACAAAAUCCCCCCCCCCCCCCCCCCUUCUCGAAUGAGAUUUCGGACCGGUUGUAAACAAAAUUUCCCUCCUUAAAGGCUUUUACCACGCGGCCGUUUCUAAUCUCGCUGCAAUAUGCUUCCCAGCCCCGGUACGACUAAUUCGGUAAACGACCUGGUAAACCUGGCCGUCAUUAACUAUACUAUUAUGAUCAUUCAAUUAUCUAGUCUUUGAAAUGUGACCCACCACAGGUCGGUGAGGUGCAAACGAUUGCCAAAGAGUAUGGAGCGCGAAAGCGCCACACACACACACACACACGCGGACACAAACUCCUCUGCUUAGCGGGUAGUGUGUUUAUCCACAACUCCAGCCAUCCCUCUUCCUUAGCUUUAGUAAGAUAAGCGUCUUUAGCUACCUUAGCGUAAAAAAACGCCACUGGGCGAGAAGAAGGCGAGAGAAAGAGAGAGAGAAAGAAAAAAAGAAAGAGAGAGAGAGAGAGAGAGAGAGAGAGAGAGAGAGAGAAAGAACAUACAAUCGAAAAGCUAGUGAAAAUUGUCGGGCCAGUUUAGGGAAGAACCACGGCAAGGAGGCGAAUUGGCACCGAUAAAGGCACGUCUGCCAUCUUCCGGACACUAAUGUGAUUAUCCCUGCGCCUCUCUCGCUCUCUCUCUCUCUCUCUCGACGCCUCUCGGCCUGUUCAUGUGCAAUACACACACAAUUACUUUACUUACUUUAUCCCAUAAUCUCUUCUUGUAAGGGUGCCUCGAUCGGCUGCGCCCGCACCCUACUUGCUCAUGUGUGAUGAUUACAGUAAAAAUAAACUACUAAUUAAAAUUCAACAUUCAA